This is a messenger RNA of Symsagittifera roscoffensis, 913 nucleotides long. RefSeq names its product S-methyl-5'-thioadenosine phosphorylase-like. Gene Ontology annotation, biological process: nucleoside metabolic process. Gene Ontology annotation, molecular function: S-methyl-5-thioadenosine phosphorylase activity. Gene Ontology annotation, cellular component: cytosol. The transcript is spliced from 5 exons. The record is from RefSeq and is a predicted model, not a curated record. Lineage: Eukaryota; Metazoa; Xenacoelomorpha; Acoela; Convolutidae. The coding region runs from base 26 to 817 and encodes 263 amino acids.
CAAAAACACGACAUCAUGCCCUCAAAUGUCAACUACAGAGCCAUGUUAUACGGACAAAUUGGAGGUGUCGGUUGACACCCCUUUCGGAGUGCACUCGGAGGGAGUCGUGACCACGGGGCUCAUCUCGGGGGUUCCCUGUGCUCUAGUGGCCCGUCAUGGCCAAAAACACGACAUCAUGCCCUCAAAUGUCAACUACAGAGCAAUGUUAUACGCUUUGAAAAAGGUGGGAUGCUCGCACGUGAUCGCCACUACAGCCUGUGGAUCUCUGAGAGAGCAGCUGAAGCCAGGACACGUCGUGCUGAUUGAUGACUUCAUAGACAGGACCUCAAAAAGAAAAGCUACUCUGUAUGAUGGAACAACCUCAGACGAGACGAAAGGCGUCUUGCAUUUGCCCAUGGACAACAUAUUCAACCAGCGCCUCCGAGGACUCCUUGGAGAGACUUGCGAAGAAUUGGGAUUUGAGUACCACCAAGGAGGCACCAUGGUAACAAUAGAGGGUCCAAGGUUUUCCACCAAGGCGGAGAGCAGAAUGUUCCGACUAUGGGGAGCAGAUUUGGUCAACAUGUCAACAGUUCCUGAAGUGGUGAUUGCGAAUGAGUUGGGACUUCUGUACUGCAGUGUUGCCAUGGUAACGGACUACGACUGUUGGCGGGAAAAUGAGGCCCCGCCCAGUGUAGGGGAUAUUCUGAACACAUUCAAGAGCAACGCCCACAAAGCUAUCGAGCUGAUCAAGGCAGUCGUUCCGAAAAUAGCCGCCGCAGACUGGGCUGAAGAGAAAGAAAGUUUAAAACAGAAAGUGAAAGACAAUAUAAUUUGACAAGAACUUAAGAUACCUUUUUCUUACCCCAGCUCAAUAAUAAUCGUGCUGUUAUUUAAUUGAAUGGUUUGAAAAUUUGUAAGCGAAUUGUUCAAA